AUGGAGUCAAACUCAGCACGCAGCUUUAGAUGUAUAAAGUCAAUUCAAAACAGAAGUGGCAUCAAAGCAAAAGUCAUUCUUCUAGUUGGUAGACUAGGCGCAGGGAAAUCUUCACUGACCGAAGUUAUCACGGGAGCCGAGGGGCUGUCAAGUGGUGGAAUCCAUUCAUCGACCGAUCACUGUCAAAUUUUUGAUGCAAAUAUUAACGGCGAGGAAUACUUCAUUGUUGAUACACCUGGCUUCGAGCCUUACAAUAAAGGGGAAAUAUUCCGUCAAAUAACGGGGAUGUUACAACAACUACAUCAAAACUCCAUUUUCGGUAUUUGGUACUUGAUCAACAACUUGACCAGACAAGAUGGGUUUGACCAGGAGAUGGUAGCCUGGUUAAUAGCUUUUUGUGGGCAGUCGUUUUGCCCAAAUGUGACAAUUGUGACCACCUUUUGGACAGGGGAAGGUGGCAUGCUUCGGAAUCAGAAUCAAAACCUCCAACAGCGACUAGAUGAAGAAUGGGCCCAACUGCAGGCAUGUGGCGCUCGACAUCAUGCCUUUGGGAAAUAUUAUGUCAAUGGCAUUCCGCAGGAGAGCACUAUAUCUCUAUUCGACCCAGCUGGAAAAGAAGAGCUAAAGCAGCAAGCCGGAAGCAUGGUUACACGUUACUGCCAUAGUGAAUCGACACCAUACCCCCAGAUACUUCGGGAGCUCUGUGAGCCACGACCACUGCACAGGACCAGUGCUGGAAGGGUAUUCCCCCCUCAAAAUCAACAGGCGCCGAGGAGUGCUUCACCCGAGGAAAGAGAAGCACCAAGAGAAGCCUCGGAUGCCGAGCCACGUGUACCAAGGCAAGAAAGGGCGGAAGCUUCAGUAUGGUCCCUCUUCCCGGAGGUAUUGGGACAUGCACUUGGAAAAUUAUUGGACGUAGCAGUUGCAGACGCGACAGAUCACCUUAGAAGAAGACCCAUAGAUCCGAUUAGAGGAGGAAUAGGAGGGAUUCCUCCAACUCGAGCUCUACAUGAAAGUGGAAUCUUCCAACAAUCAGCUUUAGAAAGGGGCAUGCAAGAAAGCGAUCUUGGUCCACUGUCUUCAAACCAUACAGCCAGGCACUAUAAUGGUCCCAGGGACUUCAAUUUCGAUCCACUUUCUUCAUGUGAUACAGCCAAGCUCUAUAAUCGUCCCGGUGACUUCAAUUCUCGAGAAGAAUACUAUAAUUCAUGGGGUUUGAAUGCCCGCUACGGGGAAUUCAAAGGCACUGCAGAGCAAAAUGAUACUCUUCGCGAAGAGAUGCACAAGAGAUGGCACAAAUGA
Molecule: messenger RNA, 1302 nt
Organism: Aspergillus alliaceus
Lineage: Eukaryota; Fungi; Ascomycota; Eurotiomycetes; Eurotiales; Aspergillaceae
Exons: 2
Coding region: 1-1302 (433 amino acids)
Molecular function (GO): GTP binding
Source: RefSeq, a predicted model, not a curated record